Molecule: messenger RNA, 393 nt
Organism: Paracoccidioides brasiliensis Pb18
Exons: 3
Coding region: 1-393 (130 amino acids)
Source: RefSeq, a predicted model, not a curated record
AUGGCGGACUAUCAGGCUCGGUUCCCCACGAAAGAGAUGGCUGACUUGUUCCGGACUGCCCCUGAAGAGAUAUGGCACUCUAUUCUGCAACUUGUUUUCGCCAUUGGUGCACUUUACACUCUUCAUACAGAAGAUCCACGCACAGCAAAGGGAGGCGAUCUUACUAGGUCCGCAUUCAGUUCAAGCGCAGUGGGACUGAAAUUAAUCAUUUGCGUUGAUUCUCCUUCAAUGGAACAACUUCAAGUAGCCGCUAUAAGUGUGUUGUAUUAUCUUGUUAGCUACCACAUCAACAGAGCAUGGAAGUUAAUUAGACUGGUCAUGAUAUGUUUCGGCGAUACCAGUGCUCUCCGUUUAGUCAAUGCUAACACGAAGGAAAAGGAGAAUAUGGAUUGA